GCCUUCUACACAGGCGCAGGGUUGGGCGGGUCUUCUUCCUUCUCGCCGAACGCCGCCAACAUGGUGUUCAGGCGUUUCGUAGAGGUUGGCCGGGUGGCCUACGUCUCCUUUGGGCCUCAUGCCGGGAAGCUGGUCGCGAUUGUAGAUGUUAUUGAUCAGAACAGGGCUUUGGUGGAUGGACCUUGCACUCAAGUAAGGAGACAGGCUAUGCCUUUCAAAUGCAUGCAGCUCACUGACUUCAUCCUCAAGUUCCCACACAGUGCCCGCCAGAAGUAUGUCCGGAAAGCCUGGGAGAAGGCAGAUAUCAAUGCAAAGUGGGCAGCCACAAGGUGGGCCAAGAAGAUUGAAGCCAGAGAAAAGAAAGCCAAGAUGACAGAUUUUGAUCGUUACAAAGUCAUGAAGGCAAGGAAAAUGAGGAACAGACUAAUCAAGAUUGAAGUUAAGAAACUUCAAAAGGCAGCUCUCCUGAAAGCUUCUCCCAAGAAAGCCCUUGCUGCUAAGGGGGCAGCUGCAGUAGCUGCUGCUGCUGCCAAGGUUGCAGCAAAAAAGAUGACCACUGAGGGUAAGAAGGCUCCAGCCCAGAAGGUUCCUGCCCAGAAAGCUGCAGGCCAGAAGGCAGCACCUCCUCCUAAAACUCAGAAGGGUCAGAAAGCUCCAUCCCAGAAAGCACCUGCUCCAAAGGCAUCUGGCAAGAAAGCAUGAGUGCAUAAGAGGCUAUUUGAAUCAGAAUAAAAGUUCUUUUUGACGUGCUGGCAAAUUA
Messenger RNA from Budorcas taxicolor (takin), 760 nucleotides. RefSeq names its product ribosomal protein L14 (gene RPL14). Bases 61 to 702 code for a protein of 213 amino acids. Gene Ontology annotation, biological process: ribosomal large subunit biogenesis; translation. The transcript is spliced from 6 exons. The record is from RefSeq and is a predicted model, not a curated record. Gene Ontology annotation, molecular function: RNA binding; structural constituent of ribosome. Lineage: Eukaryota; Metazoa; Chordata; Mammalia; Artiodactyla; Bovidae. Gene Ontology annotation, cellular component: ribosome; cytosolic large ribosomal subunit.